GGUGGGUUCGCCUCAGGUUCGAGUUGGCUGGCCAGGAUGGGAGUUGCCACAAACCACUUAAUCUUACGUGGCAAUUUAUUUAUUUUUUAGUAAAAUCCCUUCUCUUCCCUUCUCGUCCUCCAAUUCGGGCAAGCGCCACGAAACACGGCGUCUGCACAUAUUUACAGAAUUGCGGACACCACCGAAUGCACUCUUCUUUCUUUGGUUUGUGAAGUGAAGAGCCAACGCCUCAACAGUGAACCUUGUUCAUGGUCCACGCAGCGUUUCAGGGCAGGCACUGAACGAUCUACUCCUUCGUUCAUCUGCGGCUGAAAACGCUUAAGAAGAAUGCCAGGAGUCAGAAGUCCUGCCCCUACAGAUUAUUCGCAAGAACCCUCUCGUCACCCUUGCCUGAAAAUCAAUUCCAAGGAACCUUUCAAUGCCGAGCCACCACGUUCAGCCUUGAUUUCGUCCUAUGUGACUCCCGUGGAGUUUUUCUACAAGAGAAACCAUGGUCCAAUCCCCAUAGUUGAUGACAUUGAGAGAUAUCGUGUUUCUAUCUUUGGAUUGGUGGAAAAUCCCAAGGAGCUCUCCAUGGCUGAUAUCAGGAAACUACCAAAGUACGAUGUGACCGCCACUUUACAGUGUGCAGGCAACAGGAGGACCGCAAUGAGCAAAGUAAGAACAGUGAAAGGUGUUGGUUGGGAUGUUUCUGCUAUUGGAAAUGCGGUUUGGGGUGGGGCCAGAUUGGCAGACGUUCUUGAACUUGUGGGGAUACCUAUGCUGGCAAUAACCACACCGUCAGGAGGAAAGCAUGUUGAAUUUACUAGUGUGGAUAUGUGUAAGGAAGAGAAUGGGGGUCCAUAUAAGGCGUCCAUCCCUUUAAAGCAGGCAACCAGUCCAGAAGCUGAUGUUUUACUUGCAUAUGAGAUGAAUGGAGAGCCUCUCAAUAGGGAUCACGGUUUUCCGUUGCGUGUAGUUGUCCCUGGGAUUAUUGGUGCCCGCUCUGUGAAAUGGUUGGAUUCCAUCGUAAUAACUGCAGAAGAAUGCCAGGGUUUCUUUAUGCAAAGGGAUUACAAGAUGUUUCCUCCUUCUGUUAACUGGGAAAAUAUUAGCUGGCCAACUCGGAGGCCUCAAAUGGAUUUCCCUGUUCAGAGUGCUAUUUGUUCCUUGGAGGAUGUGAAUCUGGUAAACGAUGGUAAGGUAACGGUUGCUGGAUAUGCAGUAUCUGGUGGUGGGCGUGGGAUUGAAAGAGUGGAUAUAUCAGUUGAUGGAGGGAAGACAUGGGUGGAAGCAUCCAGGUACCAGAAGCCCGAUGCCCCAUACACUGCUGAUGAUAUGUGCUGUGACAAAUGGGCGUGGGUACUUUUUAAGGCCGAGGUCGACAUCCCACAGGAUGCUGAGAUAGUUGCUAAAGCGGUUGAUAUAGCAGCAAAUGUGCAACCGGAAGAUGUGGCUGUCAUCUGGAACUUAAGGGGAAUACUCAAUACAUCAUGGCACAGGGUCAAAGUUUGGGUUGGUCAAGCCAAGCUGUAGACAAGGCCCGGAGAUACAAACUGUAGGACUACAUACUGCUCAAUAUGUCAUCUGUUACAGUUCUCUUCUUUGUUUCUAUAAGAUCUGAGGAAAGAAAUUUAGUUCGGUGAUCUGCGAAAAGGCAACUCAUUCUCCAUAAAAUUAUUUGAUGUUGCUUAGCACCUAUGUUUUGUAUUCUGUAGGAUACGAAACAUUUCUUCUGUACAAGCUGUGCGGGAAAGGUUCUUCUGCUUAUGCCAAUAUGCCUGUGAUGGUACUUAAAAGAACCUCCGAGUUAUAAAUUUCUUUACCUUAUGGCUCUUGGUUUGAUGGCUUUAAUGGAGUAUUUAUAUGUAUACUAUUGCUUCACUCCCAUGUAUCACUUUUCAAUAUUUUAUUGUUAUUCUCAUCAAA
Molecule: messenger RNA, 1908 nt
Organism: Macadamia integrifolia
Lineage: Eukaryota; Viridiplantae; Streptophyta; Magnoliopsida; Proteales; Proteaceae
Product: sulfite oxidase-like
Exons: 12
Coding region: 328-1515 (395 amino acids)
Cellular component (GO): mitochondrion
Molecular function (GO): molybdenum ion binding; oxidoreductase activity
Source: RefSeq, a predicted model, not a curated record